Cetraspora pellucida is the source of this 927-nucleotide messenger RNA. The record is from the annotation of a GenBank genome assembly. Lineage: Eukaryota; Fungi; Glomeromycota; Glomeromycetes; Diversisporales; Gigasporaceae.
AUGUCUAAUAUUCAUAGUGAGUCAGAAUCAACUGAUGAAAAUACGAUCUUACCAAGUGAAGCUGAUAGCCCAAAGACAAUUACCGAUCUUGAAGAUGAGUCCGCAUCAAUGAACGUGAUCUUCGAAGAAAUCUACCCAAUUAGUUCCAAAUGCAAUCAAUACAAGGAAGCAACCAAUUAUGACACAUUACUAUCUGAUCAACUGUUAAAAGCCCAAGAGCCUUUAUAUUCAGACACUGUUUCUACGUAUUGCACUACAUCAAUAACAUCACCUUUUACAUCGAUUUUGGAGCCUUCUAUUUUAACAGAGAAAAAAAUUGAUGGGCACAUAACGCGUAAAGUUGAUGUAAGAGAAGCAAAACGUUAUUCGAGCGACAAUGAGAGUUGUUCUACUUUUAGAGAUUCUUCAGAUAAUGAAGCUAACAUUCAUAAACGAAAAAAAAAUAAAGUUAGCGAUAACACUAUUCGUACAAGCUUCCAGCGCAAUUUAUCUUCUGCUAUUCCUAUAUCUUCAACAGCUGACAAUACAAAGUAUAAAUACCGACAACCUGAAGUUCAAUCAUGUUCAAAAUAUAGAACAGUUAUUAAAUUUAGUAAAUCAAAUUUUGAAAUAAGGAGUUAUUUUGUACCGGGAAACGAAGAUUGGAAAAAGUUAAAUAUGUCAUUGUAUAAUUUAGAUCUUAAUAAAGUAAGUAGAUCACAUAAGGAAGCCGAAAUAGAAACUUCAUCUAGUUCUGAUUUCUCUAAAACAUCAAACAAUUCGCAAUUUUCGAAUUCAUCUCAAAUUUCAAGUAAACAAAAAUAUUUCAAACCGUCUGAAAAUGAUUGGAAAAGAUUACAAUGGUCAGUAGAUGAAUCAAAUUGGAAUACUAAUGAGAGUUUAUUUGUGAACACUGACGACAUUGUAGAUAUGAAAUUAUCCGCAUAA